CCCCCAAUUCUUCAGCUACUCCUUAUUUGUUUUGGGCUAUAAAUAAAUCAGAAACACGCUACCGACCUCUUCGCAUCACAUUCCCUCCAUAUUUCUGCCUUCACUAAUCUCUAAUUUUCAAGCUUCUUCGACAAUUUGGUAAGACCAGUAACCAGACAUCCAUGGGGACUGUUGUCGAUUCUUCUAACCAGGGAGCAGGAAGCCUGCCAACCAACAAGAAGGUCUCUGUUAUUUUUGUUCUAGGUGGCCCAGGCAGUGGUAAGGGCACCCAGUGUGCUAAUAUUGUUGAAAACUUUGGGUACACCCAUCUAAGUGCUGGUGAUCUUCUCCGAGCAGAAAUAAAAUCUGGUUCAGAGAACGGGACGAUGAUUUCAAACAUGAUUAAAGAAGGGAAAAUUGUACCAUCAGAGGUAACAAUUAAGCUUCUCCAACGAGCAAUUCAGGAAAAUGGGAACGACAAAUUUCUUAUUGAUGGUUUCCCUCGCAAUGAGGAGAACCGUGCAGCUUUUGAGUCAGUUACUGGAAUUGAGCCUGAGUUUGUGCUCUUCUUUGAUUGUCCUGAAGAAGAGAUGGAGAGACGUCUUUUGGGUCGGAACCAGGGAAGAGAAGAUGAUAAUAUUGAUACA
Nicotiana tabacum (common tobacco) is the source of this 626-nucleotide messenger RNA. Lineage: Eukaryota; Viridiplantae; Streptophyta; Magnoliopsida; Solanales; Solanaceae. The record is from RefSeq and is a predicted model, not a curated record.